Messenger RNA from Acanthisitta chloris (rifleman), 2277 nucleotides. It is a transcript of the gene SYTL5, whose product is annotated as synaptotagmin-like 5. Gene Ontology annotation, cellular component: exocytic vesicle; plasma membrane. Gene Ontology annotation, molecular function: small GTPase binding; phospholipid binding; neurexin family protein binding. NCBI's taxonomy places the organism in Eukaryota, Metazoa, Chordata, Aves, Passeriformes, Acanthisittidae. The transcript has 17 exons. Gene Ontology annotation, biological process: intracellular protein transport; exocytosis. The record is from RefSeq and is a predicted model, not a curated record.
AUGACAAAGCACUUGGAGAUCAUCAAUUUGUCAUUUUUGUUGGAACAUGAAAGGGAAGCAAUAUUGGGAGUAUUGAAGAGAGAUGAGUAUCUGAAGAAAGUUGAAGAUAAAAGGAUAAGGAAAUUGAAAAAUGAGCUUCUGGAAGUAAGAAGGAAAGGUGGAAGCCGUCACUGUCACCAGGACAGCAGCAGGGUGUGUGUUCGCUGUCAGAAAAGCCUGGGAUUGAUCUUUGACAGGGGAGACCUGUGCCAAACCUGUGAGCUGCGAGUCUGCGGCGCGUGUCGCGUUCUGGGACCCGAUGGGCAGUGGAAGUGCUCAGUGUGCGCCAAGAUCGCAGAGCUCCGGAUCGUAACAGGGGAAUGGUUUUUUGAAGAGAGAGCAAAGCGCUUCAAACAAUCAAAUCUUGGAACUGAUGUUGUCAGAGAAUCUAUCCUACGCAAAUUCCCAGAUACAGUGUCCAGUACAGAUGAAGAAAGAACAUUCAAGGAUCAGCCCCAAGAGAAUGAGGAAAAAAAGUCAGAUGUAUCAGCCUCCUCCACAAAUGGGCACAAAUCAGUCUUCAGCAGGCCUAGAAAGAUAGGGAAAGUAAUCAGGGCUGUUACCAAAGGAGAAAUUACUUACACAAAAGAUGAAGCUGAAACCCAUAGUCUGCAUAACAGCAAGUCAGCACCACGUUCUGAGAGGUGAGUGUCAUAUCAUAUUAGGGAGCACUCAGCAGAGGCCACUGCAGGACAUGUGAGAGGGGCUGUGGGUCCUGCAGGCAGAGGAGCUGUUUCCAUACCUUCCCUUCCCAGGUCUCCAGCACUCAGCACACGCAGCAUGACUGCAGACUACAGCAGGGACAUUGGCUUAGAAAAUGGCAUGAUUAUUCCAGCAAGUGAAAGUGUACCUGAAGAUUUAGUAAAGAAGCACUGUAGGAAAGCAUCUGGAACACCUUCCAUUGCCAUUUCUAGGGUAUCUUUGUCAUCAGACCACAGCCGAUCUGAGAUAGAUUUGAGUGAAUCUUUCUCUGAAGGUAAUGAGGAUACUCUGAGCACAAGAAGCAAGUCUGUACCUAGUGCCUUAGAUCAGGGACUGGAUUAUCUGGAUGAAACUGAAGAAGAUAUUGAUGACAUAGUGGCCUCUCGUUACUCAAGAAAACAGGAACAUAUCACAAGUGGAUUAUCAACAAACUCCCCAGAAAGCUCUGACAGAAAAUGGACAUAUUUAAAUGUGCCUGAAACAGAUGGUGAUACUACCAGCAUUAACAGCAUGUUGAGUGUAUACAGUGAGACUGGUGACUAUGGCAACGUGAAGGUCAGUGGGGAAAUCCUCCUCAGCAUCAGCUACAUCUACAAAACAGGUGCUCUCAACGUGCUGGUGAAGAGCUGCAGAAACCUGGCCAUUGCAGACGAGAGGAAGCAAAGGACUGACCCAUAUGUCAAAGCUUACCUUCUGCCUGAUAAGUCUCGUCAGAGUAAACGCAAGACCAAAAUCAAAAGUAACAGCACCAAUCCAGAAUUUAAUGAAACGCUGAAGUAUGUCAUCAGUCACACACAGCUGGAAACCAGGACCCUACAGCUUUCUGUCUGGCACUAUGACAGAUUUGGACGCAACAGUUUCCUUGGGGAAGUGGAAAUUCCAUUUGAUUCCUGGAACUUUGAAAAUCAAGGCGAUGAGUGGUUUGUGCUCCAGCCCAAGGUGGAGGUUACGACAGAUUUUGGACUUCAAUAUAAAGGAGAACUGACAGUUGUUUUACGUUACAUUCCCCCAGACAGAAACCUAAUGCUUCCUCUAGGGCAGUUUCAAGGAAAGAAGAGCUUUAAAAAAGGAAAAAGGGGAGAUACUCAUGUGCCAUCUGGAGGUAUAUUGGAAGUCCUCAUCAAAGAAGCAAAGAAUUUAACAGCAGUGAAAUCAGGAGGCACAUCUGACACUUUUGUGAAAGGGUACCUGCUCCCAGAUGACAGCAAAGCUACAAAACACAAAACUCCCAUAGUGAAAAAGAGUGUGAACCCUCAGUGGAAUCAUACCUUUGCUUUCAGUGGCUUGAAUUCCAGGGAUAUCCGUAAUGCCUGCCUAGAACUGACUGUGUGGGACAAGGAGUCACUCUCCAGUAAUAUUUUUUUGGGAGGUGUCCGUUUGAGCACUGGAAAUGGAGUAAGUAAUGGCAAGGAGGUUGACUGGAUGGACUCUCAAGGGGAAGAGCAGCAGCUCUGGCAGAAGAUGAUUGACAGCCCAGGAGCUCCCGUGGAGGGGAUACUGAUGCUGAGAUCCAGCAUGGGAAAACGCAGACUCUGA